Messenger RNA from Aplysia californica (California sea hare), 2772 nucleotides. RefSeq lists its product as uncharacterized. The record is from RefSeq and is a predicted model, not a curated record. The transcript is spliced from 5 exons. Bases 1732 to 2298 code for a protein of 188 amino acids. NCBI's taxonomy places the organism in Eukaryota, Metazoa, Mollusca, Gastropoda, Aplysiida, Aplysiidae.
CCCACAGCGCGAGUCUGCACAACCACUCUUAUUGGCUCCUAGUCUGAGCUUCCAAAGCUUUUAUUUUCUUGUGAACAGACGAUGACAAUUCGUUGAUUUCCACCCAUAAGUUGUGCAAACCUAUAUUCGACAACACACUAGAUUCAUUAACGCGCGCGCUCACCCUGUAAGAGUGUUGUUUUGGGGGUGGAGAGUGAUGAUAUAAAUAUUUCAUGUUGCACACCACACCGUGUGUUCGCUUUGCGCCCUAGGCUAUAGCUUUAUGGUAAAUGCAUCAUAGUAACAGGGUUCAAUGAACAUCGACCUUUCUGUGAUACCAAGAGUUGCGUCACAAAUAGAGCUGACCACUUUUUCCUCGGGAUUCAACAAGAAUGAACCAAGAGCAGUGUUGUUAAUUAUACCAGUACAGAAUUAAAGAAGAGAAAACAGGUUAAAAGUGACAGCCUCAGUUUCGUUGUGGCUAGGGGCUAUACAAAACUGUCGAUCAAGAUCACAUCGUAAGCUCAGAAAUGUUGUUUUAUCAGCUAAGCUAGCAACAACGGUAAGAGUCAACGGAAGACUAAAAUCAUCCCGUCUUUUCCCUCAAAUCGUGACAGGUGUUUUGUGUGGUGAGAAGCUGAACUUUACAACUUUCAAAUAGGCCCCCGAGCUAUCGUAGUGACUGACGCCUUUUUCUCUUCCUGAAGAACGGUUCCGUUUUCAACCUAGUGAAAGAAUACACGGAAAGGGCGCUGGAAGGCAGAUCACGUUCUGUCCCAGGUAGAAGUCUUCGAGUCAGGUGUUUUCUGGUCGUGAGCGUGGUUCGGGCUCCCCAGAGAGAAAGUGAAUGUUGUGUCUAGUGUCAGGCCGCACUUGGCUCACCCUCCGUGCCCCAGAAACACACUAGAGUGGGACAGACGAACUUUGAGCUGAUGGACUGAGCAGAACCCUUUGGACAUUCAGAACAACCAAGGCUCAAAGGUCAAAAUUCUGAGUCUUUUACCUCAUCUUUUCAUCAUUUCGUUGCCUCUGAGCUAGAGACAGAUCAGAUCCUCUUUUGCUUUUUUUAUCCUUGUGACCUUUAAACGCAUGGAUACGGAGACGUUUGGCAGAGUCGUAACCACACUUGAUACCAACGUCAGACUCCGGGAAACCUGAGUCAAACUUAACCUUUUCGAUUAGGCCUACAGUUACAGAAGACAGGCACCGAUUCGCGAUUGUCACCCAGGAACGAACGACUUUUUGUUUGUUUGUUUUAUUGUGUUUUUUACGAGACAAGGCAAUUUGACUUCGUUCCAAGAUUUGCUCAACAACGCGCAUCAUCAUCUUUUCCAUGUUCCCCGAAAUCUGAAACUUGCAUUGUUUUGAGGAAACUGUUGAAGCUGCAAGAGGUGCUGAAAGAACAUCCAAGGCAACUUUCAUGUAUUCAGACUUUAAAUACAACAUUGAUGUGGUUGUUUGAGCUGAAUUCCGUUAAAGCUAGGCUCUCACUGAUACGAGACGAAGGCUUCAGUAUAACCAUCGCCAAUCAUUUCAACGAAACGAACCGUUGGACUUCCACAAUUCAGCUCAACAACGUAUCUUGUCAUACUAUUUUUCAAGCUCCCUCAGUUCUUGAACUGGUAUUUGAAAAAUCCGCUGGAUACAGGCACUAACUGACUACCAACUGUGAGCACAAGUAGAACUAUUGACAGUCUCUAAUAUAGAUAACUGACCGUUUUCCUUCUCGCCGUUUUAAUCGUCUGUUCCAAGAUGUCAGAAGUUGACCAGACAGUUGUAUCAGGUGUCCGGUUCCUGGUGGUCAUCUUGAGUCUGCUGACAGUUGCACCCCGCCCAGGCCACAGCUGGAGCACCAUCAUCAACGCCAGCGUUCUGGGCAAACCUGGGUCGUAUGACGCGGCUCUGUAUUCCGCCAUCGCCGACAUGUUGCUUCGUGAAGACGACACAGAGAGGAACGGGAGCAACCCCAGACCAUACUACUGCAAGCUGCACUUCAAGGCCUUGACCUUUGACACCAGCACUGGAGACGCUGUCUUUGACAGUCUGGUCAGAGCAAGACAAAACUUCAAAAGUCCCAAAGUGGCCGUGGCUAUCGGGCCAUUCAUCGAAGUAUUUGCUUCCACCGACUACGUCAUUUCCUCCCAACUGCACAUUCUGACGUCACCUCCGGGUCAGAAUGCAGGGAUGAUGGAUCCAGAUAAGGUGGUGUCCAUUCUGCCUGAGCCAAACUCACUUUCCAUUGCAAUCGCUGCGUGUGUCAAAAGGCUAGGCUGGCACGAUGUUGCUCUACUGGCACAAGGUGAGAGAGUUCUAAUGUAGGAAAAUCUUUUUUUAAAUCCCUGCGAGUUCUUUCAGCUCCUUUGAUUUAAAAAACUGAACAAUUUUGUGCCACCAUGGACACAAUGUAAGAUUGUUCAGGACGCGUGCGACUUCGACUCUGAAUAUCAGGGCCAACCAAGGCUGUGAAGGAUAGAGUAUCCCAGCAGACAGGCGGAGAUACAAAUUAAAUGCACGAGAGAAAAUACAUUCUUGACUUGGGGGAUCGAACUCGUUUCUCUCGCUUGCGACAGGGAAGAGAUGAACCGUUACGCCACAAGUGUUGGAACUGUCAGCUGUUUUUACCUACAGCUCGUGUUUAUUUAUUUUCUUACUAGGCAGUUGUCCUUGACACGAAAACGAAGCAUUGUAAAAAAAAAAAAAAGAAAGGGAAAUGACCUUUAACAUCUUCUGUGGCAGCCACGUGAUUACUGUUUGUGUGGGUUUGGACGGGGAAUAGAUACGGGUAGGCUGGUG